Molecule: messenger RNA, 474 nt
Organism: Coniosporium apollinis CBS 100218
Lineage: Eukaryota; Fungi; Ascomycota; Dothideomycetes
Exons: 4
Coding region: 1-474 (157 amino acids)
Source: RefSeq, a predicted model, not a curated record
AUGAUGAUUUUCGCAAACGCGCUCCCAUUUGUUGUCCUCCUGAUCGGCCUCGCUGCUGCCAACGACAUAAAACUGAUAGUGACCCCUGGUAGCGACUCAAGGCUACUUGCGCGGCAAGACGGUGUCUGCAAGGGCACGUGUGCGACGUGCUUUGGUCUCGGCAACGUCGUGUGCAACACCGCGAUCACCGGCACGAGCUGCUACAACCCUAGCGCCGGCGAACAGUGCUGCGCCGAUGGCGAGUUCUGCGUUGGCAAAGACACGAGCUGCUGCGGCAGAGUGGGUGGAGGUAUAACGGAACAGCCUAGCGCUACCAAACCCGCCGCAUCGUCCAAGCCGAAGCCGCUGAAGACGUGGGAAUGCCUUGCCAUCGAUAGCGUUGAGCAGUGCUGUGGACGUGCUGGGCCUGGCGCCAACGAGUUCUGCUGCCCCAACGGCCAGGCUUGCACUGGCCAAGGCUGCUGCGGCCGGUAG